Solanum lycopersicum (tomato) is the source of this 3135-nucleotide messenger RNA. RefSeq names its product heat shock 70 kDa protein 16. Gene Ontology annotation, molecular function: ATP-dependent protein folding chaperone; ATP binding. Gene Ontology annotation, biological process: protein folding. The record is from RefSeq and is a predicted model, not a curated record. Lineage: Eukaryota; Viridiplantae; Streptophyta; Magnoliopsida; Solanales; Solanaceae. Gene Ontology annotation, cellular component: cytosol; nucleus.
GUUGUAACUCAAAUCCAAAAGGAAUAUGAAAGGUUGAUAUACAUUGUUUCUUUUUUUCCCAAAGUUAUUUCCGAAAAUUAAAAAUGUGGGAGUGAAAAGCGUAAUGUGUAGACAACGAAGAAAGGAAUAUAUUUUCAAAAAUUCCGCUUUCUUUCAUCUAACAAACAAUUCGGAGACUUUGUUUUUUUUUUUUUCAAUCCAUAGAAGACAUCAGCUUCUCCAUUGUUAGGGUUUCAUCUGUUUCUUCUCUCAAAUCAGGUUUGAUUGGUCUACUUUGGAGAAUUGUGUUGUGGUAUGCGAUGUGAUGAUUUAAGAUAGGUAUUAGGUUCUGGCUUGAUUUUUGGAUAGAGCUUUGUUGUUUGUGGUUGGAAUUUUGGAAGGUUAUAUAGCUAAGUUUUGCUGGAAAUGAGUGUAGUUGGGUUUGAUGUGGGAAAUGAGAACUGUGUUAUAGGAGUUGCAAAGCAACGAGGAAUUGAUGUAAUAUUAAAUGAUGAAUCGAAUCGAGAGACACCAGCGGUGGUGUCGUUUGGUGAGAAACAAAGGUUUAUUGGUGCAGCUGGAGCUGCAUCGGCUACUAUGAACCCGAAAUCAACUAUUUCGCAGGUAAAGAGGUUGAUUGGUAGGAAAUAUAGGGAGCCUGCUGUUCAGAAAGACUUGAAAUUGCUUCCGUUUGCGACCUCUGAGGGACCGGAUGGUGGCAUUUUGAUUAAUUUGCACUACAUGGAUGAGAAGCAUAGUUUCACUCCUGUUCAAAUUAUGGCAAUGCUAUUUGCACAUUUGAAGCAAAUUGCUGAGAAGAAUCUGGAAACGGAUGUUUCAGAUUGUGUUAUUGGCAUACCUUCAUACUUCACAGAUUUACAGAGACGUGCUUAUUUGAAUGCAGCAGAAAUCGCUGGGUUGAAGCCAUUGCGAUUGAUGCAUGAUGGCACUGCAACUGCACUGGGUUAUGGUAUAUACAAGACUGAUUUUUCAGCUGGGGGUCCAACAAAUGUUGUGUUUGUUGAUGUUGGUCAUUGUGAUACUCAAGUUGUUGUAGCGUCAUUUGAACCUGGUCAUAUGAAGAUAUUAUCUCAUGCUUUUGAUAGCGCCUUGGGUGGGAGAGACUUCGAUGAAGUUUUAUUCAGACAUUUUGCUGCAAAUUUCAAGGAACAGUACAAUAUUGAUGUUUAUUCAAAUGCUCGGGCUUCUAUAAGAUUGAGGGCUGCAUGUGAGAAACUGAAGAAAGUUUUAAGUGCAAAUCCAGAGGCUCCACUUAAUAUUGAGUGCUUAAUGGAUGAGAAAGAUGUAAAAGGUUUCAUCAAAAGAGAAGACUUUGAGAAGCUUUCAUCAGAUUUGUUGGAGAAGAUAAGCAUUCCUUGUCGUAAAGCUUUACUUGAUUCUGGUUUGACUGCUGAAAGGAUUCAUACUCUUGAGCUUGUAGGAUCAGGUUCUCGAAUUCCAGCUAUGGGAAGAAUUUUAAAUUCUGUUUUCAGAAAAGAACCGGGGAGGACAAUAAAUGCUAGUGAGUGUGUUGCACGUGGAUGUGCUCUUCAAUGUGCGAUGCUCAGCCCCAUAUUUCGUGUUAGAGAGUACGAGAUUCAGGAUUCGUUUCCUUUCUCCAUUGGGUUUGCAUCUGAUGAGGGCCCAGUUUGCACCCUAUCAAAUGGCGUAUUGUUUCCAAAGGGCCAUAGUUUUCCGAGCAUGAAAGUGCUCACAUUGCAAAGGAGCAACAGUUUCCACUUGGAAGCAUUCUACACUAACCAGAAUGAGUUGCCACCUGGUGUAUCCGAUAAAAUAAGCAAAUAUACGCUUGGCCCAUUCCAGGUUCCUCAUUCUGAAAAAGCAAAGGUCAAAGUCAAAAUUCAAUUAAACCUCCAUGGUGUUGUUACAGUAGAAUCGGCUUGGCUGAUCAAAGAUCAAUCAAGUCAUUCUACGUCGGAAAAUAAUAUUGAUACUUAUGCAGAAAAUAUGGAGGGAGAUGAUACAAGGAAAAGUAAGGCCGUUAAGAGACAGGAUAUUCCUGUCAGUGGAAGUGUUGAUGGUGGAAUGACCCUCAUGGAGCUAUCCCAAGCUAAGGAAAAGGAACGCCAGUUAACGGAGCAAGACAUAAAGGUGGAGCGAACUAAAGACAAGAAAAACACCCUGGAGGCAUACGUCUAUGAAACUCGUAAUAAGCUUUUGAAUACCUACCGGAGCUUUGCUACGGAUUCGGAGAGGGAGGGUAUCUCUUGUAAUCUACAACAGACUGAAGAAUGGCUCUAUGAAGAUGGAGAUGAUGAGUCUGAACAAGUUUAUGCAGAGAAGCUGGAGGAUCUUAAAAAGAUGGUGGACCCUGUGGAGCAUCGAUAUAAGGAAGAAGAGGCGCGGGCACAAGCAACACGACAUCUAUUAAAUACCAUUGUGGAACAUCGAAUGGCUGCAGGAUCACUUCCAGCCAGUGAGAAAGAAGCUGUCACUAAUGAAUGCCAUAAAGCAGAGCAGUGGCUUCGAGAUAAAUCCCACCAGCAGGAGACAUUGCCCAGAAGUGCUGAUCCAGUAUUGUGGUCUACUGAAAUCAAGAGAAAGACCGAGGCUUUUGAAGCGAUGUGUAAGCAUGUAACGAGGCACAAGUCAUCGCCCCAAAAGACUGAGGAUGGUUCAGGUUUAAACCCCAGAAAUAAAAGGGAAGAUGGGAUGGAUGUAGAUUAAACUGCAUCAGAGACAAGUAUGAUAGCAGGCAUGAGAAAUGAUCAGAUUAGUUGUUACUGAGGCUGGGGAAACACCAGCCACUAGAGGCCUAUUGCGAGUUAUCUCCGGUAUUUAAAUCAAAUCACAUUCUCUAUUUUGGGUAGAAUCAUUUGUUAUUUACUCAAAUUUCACGUUUCUCGUGAUGUGUUAUCUUGUGGCCUCAAAAUUAAUUAUUGCAGAGUUUCUGCUGCUAUUGUAGUUUUUAACAGCUUAUAGGAGGCAGCACAUUCUGUACUUGGAUAUUGAGAAAAAACUAAAGAUUUUUCAUCCGUUUUGUUCUGAUUGUUCUCUAUUGUGAGUAGCGCAACAGCCUUAGGGGGUGUUUUGGUUGCGGAUAAAGUUAGAUAGGAAUUGUAAUGCAACAAUUGUAACACAUGGAUAAAUAAUCAUUUCAUUAUCUGGUGCAUACGUAUUCAUAAUUUUUGGCAA